UUUCAAUAUAAUGAUGAAUAUGAUUGACUUUAUUCUGAAUUGAGGGAAGGUUGGGGAAAGGGAGGAGUGAUGGUUAAUCGUCAAGUAGUAACAACUGUAUUCAGUUUCUUAGACCAAACAUGUUGUUUUUGUAAUGUUUGCUAUAGCUGACUUUUUCAACUUUUUUUUUUUUCAAACAACGUCCCACGCCAAAUCAAGGCAUUGACAAUUUCUUUGAUAUUUCUACCAUUCGAUCUGUAAGACUAUGAGCCAGCAUCAACUAAAUUACUUACGAAAUGUCAGAGCAGUUACACCUACACCUUCUGGUUGGACACCAGAAGUCAAAUAUAUUGACAAACUGUUUUGGUCACCUGGGGUUCCCAAAGACCUAAUCGAACUUUAUCAACCUUCAAAUCCGAAUGCGAUCGAUCCGCGACGUACGAUUAACUUUAUGAAUGAGCAUGUUAACCUAAUUGGCACCUAUCCAGGUACGAGGGAGCAGAGACGAAAUAUUAAAAUUAAAAAGAUCACUGAUAAAACACACCCCUGUUGUGGAGCGUAUGGAUUAUUUGCAGCACAAACAUUACGGCCGAAACAACUCAUUAUUGAUUAUCUGGGGGUGGUUGAAUAUAAAGAUGGAUAUGAGCCUACUUCUGACUAUGUCUUGAGAUACGGUACAGAUCUGUCGAUUGACGCUGGAAGGUGCGGCAACGAAGCUAGAUUUUGUAACGAUUUCCGAGGUUGUGGACCUGAGCCCAAUGUUUGUUUUAUGAAUUAUAUGGAUGAGAAAACAAAACACAUAAAAGUGGGUAUUGUUGCAGUUUUGACUGUUUGGUGUUAAGACUUAAGCCUUCUUUUCCUUUCCAGAGAAUUUAUUGUUAUCUUAAAAA
This is a messenger RNA of Mycotypha africana, 869 nucleotides long. RefSeq lists its product as uncharacterized. The record is from RefSeq and is a predicted model, not a curated record. The coding region runs from base 245 to 820 and encodes 191 amino acids. Lineage: Eukaryota; Fungi; Mucoromycota; Mucoromycetes; Mucorales; Mycotyphaceae. The transcript is spliced from 3 exons.